AUUUUAAUGAUAUUUUGUAUGGUUCACGCAAUGUUUCCUUUCCGUUUUCCGGGUGUAACUAACCAAUCAGGUUCAGCUUCACUCUUUGUCACAGCCAAUCACCUCGCACGCAGCCCUUUUGGCAAGCAUGUCACCGAUGAAGCUGUGUGUUCCUGGUGAUAAACUUUGCAGUGUAGAAGCCUGUACUCCUGGAACAGGAGUAUACCUGCGGCAUGGCUACAUUUAUUCCUCACUAGCGGGCUACGUGCUCAAGAAAAACGAAGGCGAGCAGUUACCAGUCAUAUCUGUUGUGAGAGAGACAGAAACCCAACUACUGCCAGAUGUCGGUGCAAUUGUCACUUGUAAGGUGACUAGCAUCAAUCCCAGGUUUGCCAAGGUCCACAUUCUUUAUGUCGGCUCCACACCGCUAAAGGACCGCUUCAGAGGAACUAUCAGAAAAGAAGAUGUCCGGGCAACAGAGAAAGACAAGGUGGAGACCUACAAAUGUUUCAGACCUGGAGACAUCGUCCUAGCGAAAGUGAUUUCUCUGGGUGACGUGCAGUCGAACUACCUGCUGACGACGGCUGAGAAUGAGCUUGGGGUGGUGGUGGCCCACAGUGAAGCAGGUGCACAGAUGGUUCCAAUCAGCUGGUGCGAGAUGCAGUGUCCACUCACACAUGCCAAAGAGUUUCGCAAAGUGGCAAGGGUCCAGCCAGAGUAUCUGCAGGCAUGACAAUCCUGAGACUAGUUUUUGUCCACGAGGAACACACAGCUUCCCCCUCCCGAUCCCCGGCUGAAUGAGGAACGUCCCUACUUGUUUUGGUAACUAUUAUGUCUGCACAUUUUGUCAGAAUAUCAGCUUGGAAACACGACUGCAACCUUUGAGCCAGCUGCAAUAUCGAAUGGACACAAUGUAAAUACACUGCUCUCUUUCCAGCAGUUAAGUUGUUGUGCUAAUGAAUUUGUGUUGCAUGAACAUCAGACCUUAAGCCUCAUCUUAUGUUUUGGACUCCAUUAAGGAGCAAUUUGGAUGCAGCUUAAUGACACUGGUUGGUUUAAAAAUGGCCCAUUAUGUUUUUCAGUUUUUAUGUCCUUGUUCUCUCUGUUUUUUUUUUUUCCCACCACACACCAUCGAGCCCAUUUGUAUCAAGUUAAAUUCCUUGUUUUGCAGCGUACAGCAAACAUGCGUUUUUUUCUUUUUCUUAAUGAAAUGAAUAACACUUUUCUAUCAAAUUGCAGAUGUUAGCAAGAAUUCAAUAAAACAGAAAUGUAACCCCCCA
Molecule: messenger RNA, 1259 nt
Organism: Syngnathoides biaculeatus (alligator pipefish)
Lineage: Eukaryota; Metazoa; Chordata; Actinopteri; Syngnathiformes; Syngnathidae
Gene: exosc1
Product: exosome component 1
Exons: 8
Coding region: 128-712 (194 amino acids)
Biological process (GO): RNA processing
Cellular component (GO): nuclear exosome (RNase complex); cytoplasm
Molecular function (GO): RNA binding
Source: RefSeq, a predicted model, not a curated record